AUGGAUAAAUCUAAGACAACGUUCCUAUUUCUAUAUCUAAUUUCCAGUUCCUGUCUUAUGGCAUAUGCUGCCCCCAGACCCCAGGACCUUGAUGAUGAGGAGGAUGUCAAUGGUGUCAAUGAAGUCAUACCCAAGUUCAUAAACCAAAGUCUGGAUUACAAUGCUGUGGUUGGUCACUUUAAGGACUUUUUCAUGUAUUUACCCGUAAUGUUUACCACUCUGAAAGAAACCAUGUCUGGUUUCCCGAAAUUUGCUGAAGGUGUGAAAAUUUUAUCCUCCAGUAUUGGCCCCACACCUGAGGAACCCAACUGUAAAUGCAAAGCAUCAACGCCGACAGUGCUAAGUAGCAAUGAUAUCGAUUGA
Molecule: messenger RNA, 363 nt
Organism: Stomoxys calcitrans (stable fly)
Lineage: Eukaryota; Metazoa; Arthropoda; Insecta; Diptera; Muscidae
Exons: 2
Coding region: 1-363 (120 amino acids)
Source: RefSeq, a predicted model, not a curated record